This is a messenger RNA of Closterium sp. Naga37s-1, 2730 nucleotides long. Lineage: Eukaryota; Viridiplantae; Streptophyta; Zygnematophyceae; Desmidiales; Closteriaceae. The record is from the annotation of a GenBank genome assembly.
AUGCUGGAGGUCGGGAACGCACGAGAGGUCGAGAGGGAGAGCGCGGUGCGAGUGGUGCUGAUCGACCCGACAAAAGGCAGCCCGCUAGCAUCAUUGCGCGCGUUCAAGGGGCCAUCGGGGCACGUGCCCUUCCCCAACAAGUGCCCCGGGCACCCCUUCAGGGGCGAGUGGCGGAGCGUGGCGUUCGGCCCCGCGCAGCGCACGCUGCUGGCCGCGGCGAGCUACAGCACGACGGGCGCGCUUCGCCUGCCGGAACUCACCGACGCUCUGCACGUGUUCGACACGGUCACAGCGGACGUCAAGGCGCGAGUGCCGCUGAACAACACGCCGGACAGCGUCUACUUCGUUCCCCUCGCUAACGAGGUGUGGGUGCACGCGGCUGACGUGGCGGACCGCUACUCGUUCUCCAUUCUGUCGGCGCAGCCGCCAUACGCGGAGGUGCACAGCCAGGGCAUCAACACCAUGUUACCCGCGGGGCGCGCGCGCUUGCUGCAGAGCCCUAACCUGGGCACGCGCGGCUAUUUGACGACCUCGGGAUCAUCGGGGGUGUACGCAGUCGACCUCGCGCGCCCCUCUACCGCGCCCGCGCUCUUCCUCUCCUUCCAGGAAGCUGCAGCCGUCUCACAGCGCGCCUGCCCCGGCGCGCUUUCCAGCGCGUAUGCGCGCGUGCUGCGCCACACAUUCGUCUCCUGCGCGCUUCCGCCCUCCGCCUCCCCCGUCUCCCCUGCUGACGGCGGAAUCGGGAUCGGCGUGAGCGAGGCGGGCGCGGGCGCACGGAAGGCGGGCGCGGGGGAUGGAUUGGCGGGAGCGGGGAAGCUGGCGACGGUGCAGAUCGACGCGCGCACGAACCUGAUCGUGGGCGUCUGGCCGUUCGCUGGCGAGCUGUACAUGGCGCCGGACGAGAGCUUCCUCUUCGUGCUGGAUGCGACAAACAAGGCCAUCCACCUGCUGCAGCUGAGUGCCGUCCAGCCGCCGCCCUCGCAGCCCAACGGGCAGCCGCAGCCCACGCCGCGGCCGCGCCCCAACGUGACAGCGUGGCAGCCGCUGACGUUCAACGUGGACUACACGCCGCUCAGGAUGGUCUUCACUCCCAAGCCGCCGCACUACCUGGUGUACAUAAGCGUGGCGGAGGGCGGCGUGAUAGGGCGGCUGGACAUGCAGCAGCUGAUGCAGUGCGGCAGCGGGUGCUCGCAGGGCAACAUGCAGUCCUUCGUGCAGUUCGAGCAGCAGAUGGGCGACAACUCACCCCCAAGAGGUGGGCUCGUGCUCUCACGGCCCGUGGCAGCAGGCGGGGGCUAUGUGUGCCAGGUGGCGGCGUACGAUCGCAGCAUAGUGUGCUUGGAGGAGGCCACGGGCCAGAAGACGCCCUAUGCCAACAUCAGCGAUGUGCAACACUUGAUAUUCGUCCCCGGUGACUACGUGGGAUCCCCCACCUCGACUGCGUUGAACACCAGCCUUGAUUGCGCCACUAUCCCUAGAGACAUGAGUGUGCCACCAGCUCCGCCUCCUCCCUCUUCAGAGCCCAAGGCGGGAAUGAGCGAUCGUACUUUCGGAUCUCUUUGGCAUAUAGUGAUGCUGACUUCCUCAUGCCGGCGCGCCCUUUCCUCGCUGUCCUUCCAAGCAUUCGACGUCGAGCAUUCGCGCUCGUUCGAGUUCUCGUACCCUUCAGUCUCACAACCUCUCAAGCGCCGGUCCAUGGCUCCUGCAGAGGGCGAGGGUAACUGCGUGGGGUACGCGGCGCGCGACGCGAGCGGGGAGCUGGCGCCGUGGAGGUUCCAUCGGCGGGAGGUGGGGCCCGGGGACGUGAAGAUCCGCAUCACUCACUGCGGCGUCUGCCACAGCGACGUGCACUUCACGCGCAACGACUGGGGCUACUCGCUGUACCCCAUGGUCCCCGGUCACGAGAUCGUGGGGGUGGUGGAGGAGGUGGGAGCAGCCGUGAGCAAGGUAGCUGUGGAGCAGCGGGUGGGCGUGAUGGGCAUCAUGGGGUCGUGCGGUGGGUGCGAGGCGUGCAGGCAGCACGAGGAGCAGUUCUGCACCAAGUGCCUCUUCACCUCCAACUCGGUGGACCCUCACUCGCCGUCUGGCGAGGCCACUUACGGCGGCUACUCCUCCUUCAUCGUGUGCGACGAACACUUCGUCCUCUCCAUCCCUGCUGAGCUGGCAUCUGACGUGGCAGCGCCCCUCCUGUGCGCUGGCACCACAGUCUACUCCCCCAUGAUGCACUACGGUGUCAACAAGCCCGGCAUGCGCCUGGGGGUGGCAGGGCUGGGCGGGCUGGGCCACGUGGCAGUGCAGAUGGGGCGCGCGUUUGGCAUGCAUGUCACUGUGCUGAGCAUACAGGCGCACCAAGAGAGGGACGCCAGGGAGCUGUUUGGGGCAGACAGGUUCAUUCUCACCACGGACGCGCCUGCCAUGCAGGCAGCAGCGGGCUCACUGGACGUCAUCAUCGACACGGUGCCAGUGCAGCAUGACCUGGGGCCCUUCCUCGACCUCCUCACGUUCAACGGGAAGCUGCUCGUUCUAGGAAUUCCUGUAGCCCCCUUCACUCUCCACGCAAGCCAGCUUGUGUUCGGGCGCAAGAUGGUUGCAGGUGGGUUGAUUGGAGGAAUCAAGGAGACUCAGGAGAUGCUGGAGUUCUGUGCAAAGAAGGGUGUGGCGCCCAUAGUGGAGAGCCUUGAUAUCAAAGACAUCAACAAGGCACACGAACGUUUGCUGAAGGUAACAUAA